Molecule: messenger RNA, 1240 nt
Organism: Cajanus cajan (pigeon pea)
Lineage: Eukaryota; Viridiplantae; Streptophyta; Magnoliopsida; Fabales; Fabaceae
Source: RefSeq, a predicted model, not a curated record
AUUGGAUGGGAUUCGGUUUGACGAUAAUUAUCGUAAAGAAUAUUAAAAAACGAAAGAAAGCAAGAGAGAGGUGGAAAAAAAAAAAGAAGAAAGGUGAGGAGGAAAUCGAGGAAAAGGGAAGAGAAGAGAUAGUAGGAUUAGGAUUUAGGAAGAAGGAAUGAGUGCAACCGUGACUCUGACUCUAAACCUAAGCCGUUCUUCCGGUUACAGCAAUACCAUCGUGACUUCCUCCUAUCUCUCUCCACAUUAUUAUUCCUACAAGCACAAACCCAACCCUAAUUUCAAUGCCUUUUUUAGCUUCUCCCUCUCUCUGUCUCUGUCUCAGCACAGACGCCUCGCUUUCUGCAAGAAGGCCAUACCCAAACCAUUCCCCUCAAGACGGACGUGGCUUUAUGGGCAUAUGAAUAGAGAUCGAGAUACAUACAGUCCAGAUUAUGAAUUGGGGAAUGGCUUAGGCUUAUUUGGUUCGGAUGAAGAACUUGCAACACAAAUUCCAACUCAGGCCCAAUCAGUUGUUGAAGGAUCAGGGUCGAUUCGCAUAACAGAGUUCAAGCCAGUUCCUGAUGUUGAUUAUCUGCAGGAAUUAUUAGCCAUUCAACAGCAAGGGCCCAGAGCUAUUGGCUUUUUUGGAACGCGGAACAUGGGAUUCAUGCACCAGGAACUAAUUGAGAUUCUUAGCUAUGCUAUGGUUAUAACUAAAAACCAUAUAUAUACAUCUGGGGCAUCUGGGACUAAUGCUGCUGUUAUCCGAGGUGCUUUAAGGGCAGAGAAACCAGAGUUGCUUACAGUUAUAUUACCUCAAAGUUUAAGCAAACAGCCUCCUGAGAGUCAAGAGCUAUUGUCCAAAGUGAAAAAUGUCAUAGAAAAGCCCCAUAAUGAUCAUCUACCUCUAAUAGAAGCCAGCAGGCUAUGUAAUAUGGAUAUCAUUUCGCACGUGCAGCAAGUCAUUUGCUUUGCUUUCCAUGAUAGUAGGUUGCUCAUGGAAACAUGUCAAGAAGCCAAAAAUUUGCGGAAGAUUGUGACUCUUUUCUACCUCGACUGACGAUUUUUAUCUAUGUCUAUACGUUACUUCUCUGCACAAGGGGGCUGGGAGAGAGUAGUGCUUAUUUUUGGUUUGUAAUUAUUCAAUGAUAUUGCUAUAAUUUGCUUCUUUAAGUUCACCAUAAAAGUAUUUUAAUUACAUUCCUAGAGAGAGGUGGUUGACAUUAAUUUUUUUAAAAAAGAGAAGAAAAUGUUUCCA